Molecule: messenger RNA, 362 nt
Organism: Owenia fusiformis
Lineage: Eukaryota; Metazoa; Annelida; Polychaeta; Sabellida; Oweniidae
Source: the annotation of a GenBank genome assembly
UGUAAAUCCACUUGCAUCCGCAUACCUAAGCUGUAACACAGAGACUGGUACUAUCAGUGAUUUUAGUUCAAAUCUGUGUAGUGUUCCAGCCAGUGAACAGUCGUCUUCCUAUGUUUUGAUAACAAUUGGUGGCAGUGGGACGUUGGUCCUUUGUGAAGUUGAGGUUGUUGUGCGUAAAGAUGGCGUUACUGCACUCUCAUCUGGUCCUAAUAGCUUUAGAGCUAUAGAUGGUGACUUUACUCAACUUGCUGGAGACGGAGCGUUGUGUAGCGAGACAUCUGUUCAAGUUAAUCCAUUUUGGAUCACUACUCUCGAUGAUUACUUUCGUGUUGAACGAGUCGACCUGUAUCAACGAGUUGCAC